Messenger RNA from Vicia villosa (hairy vetch), 1909 nucleotides. RefSeq names its product CBL-interacting serine/threonine-protein kinase 3-like. Lineage: Eukaryota; Viridiplantae; Streptophyta; Magnoliopsida; Fabales; Fabaceae. Gene Ontology annotation, molecular function: protein kinase activity; ATP binding. Bases 358 to 1731 code for a protein of 457 amino acids. Gene Ontology annotation, biological process: protein phosphorylation; signal transduction. The transcript is spliced from 13 exons. The record is from RefSeq and is a predicted model, not a curated record.
UAUUUGUGACUGUAUAAAUUCAGCACCACAUAAUUUUUAACUCAAGUUUUUGUUUUCAUGUGUGAAAAAGAAUAGUUUGUGAGAAACAUUGUGACCACAAAACAAUUAUGAUUUUGAAGUACUGAAAGAAAAAACCAGCCCCAGAAAGAUUUUCAUAUCUGUCAAUAUUAUUUUCCACAGAAAAAUAUUAUUUUAUUUAUUAUUUAUUGUGAUGAUGAAAAGUUGAUAAGCAUUGAUGUGUAACAGCUGAAGCUUUUUUUCCCAUAAUUCAUUGCUGAAAAUGCAUAUUUAGGUUGAGAUUUGCUUAGGAUUGAGCAGAAGUUUUGUUUAUUGUGAAGCUUUAUAAAAGGUGUUGAAAUGAGUCAGCCAAAGAUUAAGCGUAGAGUCGGUAUAUACGAGAUUGGGAGGACUAUUGGGGAGGGAUCCUUCGCAAAAGUGAAAUUCGCAAGGAACUCUAAGACCGGUGAAGCCGUGGCUAUCAAAAUUAUUGACAAGGAGAAAGUUCUCAGACACAAGAUGUCUGAACAGAUCAAGCGGGAAGUAGCUACGAUGAAGUUAAUCAAGCAUCCAAAUGUUGUUAGACUAUAUGAGGUCAUGGGAAGCCGAACAAAAAUAUAUAUUGUAUUGGAGUUUGUGACUGGCGGGGAGCUUUUCGACAAAAUUGUAAACCAUGGACGGAUGGGUGAAAAUGAAGCGCGUAGGUAUUUCCAGCAGCUUAUAAAUGUUGUCGAUUAUUGUCAUAGCAGAGGAGUCUUUCACCGAGACCUUAAGCCAGAAAAUCUGCUUUUAGAUUGUAAUGGUGAUCUUAAAGUCUCCGAUUUCGGGUUGAGUGCACUCUCCCAGCAAGUUAGGGACGAUGGACUUCUCCAUACGACAUGCGGAACUCCGAAUUAUGUUGCUCCAGAGGUUCUUACUGAUAGAGGCUAUGAUGGAGCGAAUGCGGACAUAUGGUCAUGCGGAGUGAUCCUCUUUGUAUUGGUUGCAGGUUACUUACCUUUUGAUGAUCCUAAUCUUAUGGAACUCUAUAAAAAAAUCUCGUCUGCCAGUUUUACUUGCCCCCCGUGGCUUUCUUUCAGUGCGAGGAAAUUAAUCACUCGAAUCUUGGAUCCCAAUCCUACGACGCGUAUCACAAUGGCCGAGAUUUUGGAAGAUGAAUGGUUUAAGAAAGACUAUAAGCCUGCGGUUUUUGAAGAGAGUGGCGAAACCAACCUCGAUGAUGUAGAAGCCGUCUUUAAAGAUUCAGAACCUAUUAUUCAGGAGCACCAUGUGAAGGAAAAGAAAGAAGAGCAGCCAACAUCGAUGAAUGCGUUUGAAUUGAUAUCCAUGUCGAAAGGACUCAACCUCGAAAACUUGUUUGAUAUAGAACAGGGAUUUAAAAGGGAAACAAGGUUUACAUCAACAUCUUCGGCCGACGUGAUAAUCAACAAGAUUGAAGAAGCUGCUAAACCUCUCGGCUUCGAUGUACAGAAGAAAAACUUCAAGAUGAGGCUUGCGAAUUCGAAAGCCGGAAGGAAAGGAAACCUUAAUGUUGCCACAGAGGUGUUUCAAGUGGCACCUUCUCUUCACAUGGUUGAAGUAAGGAAAGCUAAAGGAGAUACAUUGGAGUUUCAUAAGUUCUACAAGAAACUGUCAACAAGUUUGGAAGAUGUUGUUUGGAAAACAGAUGAUGAUAUGCCAAAGAAAGAAGCAAAAGAAGCAAAGGAAGCAAAAGAAGCAAAAGCAGCAAAAUGAUAUUAAUGAUACUAUUAAUAUCAUUAUAAAAGUGUAAUAUUUUUAAUGUAUGAUAUUCUAUUAUUUUUCCAAUUUCUUUAUUCGUUAUUUUCUCUACAUGUAGGUUUGUUUUGGACAUUUUACAUAUUUAUUAGUAAUAUGAUAUAGUAUUGUAUUGCAUGCUGUUAUUUUUUUGAAA